This is a messenger RNA of Porites evermanni, 6753 nucleotides long. NCBI's taxonomy places the organism in Eukaryota, Metazoa, Cnidaria, Anthozoa, Scleractinia, Poritidae. The record is from the annotation of a GenBank genome assembly.
UCCCAAAACAGACUUCUACUCGAUAUCCGAUCUACUCAAGCGUUCGAUUCGUUUGCUCGUUUCCGUCGUGAAAGUUUCUCGACGUUUGAUUGUAAUUUUGCCGACGUCGCCUCCUCAUAGAUAGCUCACAAAAAAUGAAUCUGAUUCAGUUCGAUCUGAAUGCAAAUAUCAAGACCUAAUUGUUGUACACGUUCCUAGCGAAGACAAAUACAAGAUUGGGCAUUUGCUAUCAUCGAUCCCGACAAAUUCCGAUCUAUUCCACUUUUCUACAAGUCUUUAUAAGCCGGACAACGCCGGCGCCGGUUUUCAACUCAAGAGUUUUGUACAACAUUUGAUUUUACAAGGGAAAAAGUCUUCAAGCGGCAGUCAAAAGAUGAAACGCGAUAAGAGCCCUCUGUUGUGUUUUAUUCAAGAAGGCAAUGCGUGCUGAAUAAUGAAGGUUUUCCAGAGAGAAUACUGAAAAGCAGAUGGGUACUGGUUGUUCAAAAUCGGUCGUGGUAGUCAGUGCGAAUUGGAAACCAGAAGCACGAAGUUCUGCUUCGAACACGUCAACCACGGCAACUGGAUCCACGAUAAAGACGCUAGCCGAGGCCACAAUGUAAGUAAAACAUUUCUUAUACAUCUAACUUUAUUAAACGAUGUUUUUAUUUAAGAGCCGAACCGACAUACUAAAGGGUAAGCAUCCCCUACUGUGAGAUUUCAGUCUUCGCAAUGUAGCAGCGAUUAAAAUGAAAGACUUCUCUUCGGAUCCGAAGGUUUUGUUUUGAACAAAAACAAAUCCACUCUCAACUUAAGAAGCAAAGAUAAGAUGAAAUAUUUGCAGUAGUAUCGCUAAUGUAAAUUUUUUUCGUUUUCCAAUAGCAUAAGGUUGCACUGACGAACAUUUAUUUUGAAAUGCAUCAUACGAUCUAUUUAAUUCAUUCCUUAGUUAAGUCCAAAUCACUGAGAGCCAGGUACAAAAAAUUUCUUAUUCGUCACAACAAUCUAAAUCUCGGAUGAAGCAAAAAAAUUAACUGCAUGAAAACGGGUAUAAAUGAUAGAACGAUUUCGACCACAUAAGUCAUUUGAACACAGGUGGCAAUUUGCAGAAAAAAAAUGAAAAUAAAGACGUCUGUUACUGGUGGGGCGAUUGGAUGAGAUAGAGGCAACAGCUGAUUCAUGUUAUGAUCCAAAGCGAUUCUUUCAUGAUCGUUUUCCAUUCUUUCAUUGGCUUAAGUAAUAGCGUGCUUAGUUGCCAAAAAAGCCAAUUUUGAGCGGAGUCUCCAUUUGAAUUGUAACGAAUGACUACUUUCACUAAAACGAACGCGAGUCAGUAUUUUCCAAGUUAUCUCUAAAACCGAUUCGAAUACGCAUGCUAAUUUGCUUUUUCUUAUGCCAAGUAGCUUGAAAAGAAUUUACUCAGCUUAUGAAUUUAAAUAUCACUAGAAGUAGUGACUUGCUUCGGUACUUAUUGCAAUACAAGUAUAACAUAAAUUUUAUAAGCCUUUUAUAUAAAUCCAAGUCGAAGAGAAAGCCUUAAACACGCCGCAAGAAUUUCAGUUUUUUGCCUAAUUUUCAUUACCCUCCUUUUUGUAAUAGCUGUACGACCGCCAUCGCAUGCAGGUGUUAAGCGCGCGAAAGACAGAAAAAAGUUAUUUCGCCAUCGAAGUCAAUUAUUCUCUCAUAAAAUAUGCACUAGUGUGUUGACACUUCUUUCAGACCGUCAAAGAAGGGGAUGAAAGAUGCGUUGGCGAGAUGAUGACUGCUUUAAUUACCGAGAACUGAAGCAAAAUGAAGAUGUAUAAUUUUGCAUUUGCCUUAGGAAAGACAAAUCUAUGUACAGAUUUUUUUAGCUUAUUCUCAUGAUCUCUGGCAGGUCAUUCAAUUUCUCAUAUCUACAAAACAGCAGUUUAUUUUGUAUUGGCCUUCGACAGAUGAUAACACAGCUCGUUUACAUGUAAAAUGAAUGUGCAAAACGAUUUCUUUUGGUUUCUUAAGCUGGCUGAUUUUUAUCUUUUUUAUUUGUUGAUCUCCCGUUAGGUUUAAAAUAAAUUAUUCAUAUUCAACUGACACGUUCAGAUAAACAUGAAUAUAUUAUCCAAAUCAUUAGCAGUUCUUUGAUCAGUUUUAAAAAAAAUGGGGUUUCAAAAGUUUUUCAAAGGUCUGUUUUUAAGGUAUUUAAGUGAAACCUCCGCACCACUUCAUAGGCGGCCGUGAUUUUAAUUUCCAACGAUUAUUCUGUUGUUUUAAUGUUUACAUUUAUUAAAGAUUUGCAUCUGGCUAGUUUGAAAGCUAAGUAGUAAAUUUUAUGCGAGCGAAAUUAAUCUGCCUUGUGUGAGGGCUAGAAGCUACACCAUUUAAUUCUGAAGUAUUGGUCUGGACCUAAAACGUUUUCAACACGCAUUGUUCAAAAAUAUUUUCCACUCCAUUUGUUUACAAAGCUGCCUCUUUGCAGUCUACAGUUUCACUGUAGAAAUUAUCAAAUUGGCUAUUUAAAAGUUUUGAGAUAAACCUUUUUCCUACGUCAAACCGGCAGAAACAGGCGUUGACAAACAUGUCGAACAUGGUGUACCAGUUUCAAGAUUUGCUUUUUCUUCACAAACGUACAAAUAAGAAUUGAAGCAGCCAAAAAUAACAGAUAUGGUCAAACCUCGUUACUAUGGAGACUGAGGAGGCCAUAGAAAGUGUCCUAUAGACGGGGUGUCCGUGGGGGCUUUCUUUCCCCAGGGGCAAAGCAAGGUCCGUGAUAACGACGUGUCCGCCGGUAUAGCGUGGUUUGACUUCACUGAAAGAAAGUUAAAAUUUUAGACAAUAGCUUGUAGGGAACCAAAAACAAUAACGGUCAUCUUUUUUUAAACAUAAAAGUUUCAGUUCAACAUGAUAGGAUCUCACAUGGUCUUUCAAUUUAAUGAUUGCACUUUAGGAAGCCAUUCACAGUCUAAGAAGUCAAAACUUUAUUUAAAAGCUGAGGAGACGUGCUUCAUUAUACUCACUGAACACGCCGUCCCCCAAGUUAUCAAUCUUGAGCAGCAUAACCAGACAGCAAGGCCCCGCUUAUAGAACUGCUCGUUGGCGUUUAUUUGACUUUAGCAUGUACGGAUUUCACCCACGAAUUUUAAAGUACAGUUGAACCGAAGCAGUAAGCCAUAAUAAACAGUCAGUACAACAUAAAAUAGCGAAUCGAUCUCUCUAUAGCAAUAAGUUAGACGACCUAAGCUUUCACGGCAAGUGAUGGUCGGUUUUCAACAUUGGAUCUUCCCUGGCCGGAAGCGCAAAAUCAUAUUCUUAUCGACAUUUGGAAAGAAAGCUUAGAUCAACUUAAUAAGAUCCAUUACUGAACGUUGCUAAUGACCAAAAAUGUGUCCAUUUAUGGGGCAACUGUGUUAAGUGCGCACUUAACGAAGUCACGUACUAAACUAAAACUUUGUCUAAAGAGAACUAGCUAUAGUGUACAAAGCCUUAAUCCAGUAAGGACAUACCAAAAAGCCUUUUUGGAAAAAAUAACAAGUUUACUACGUGUACCAAAAAGCUAUGCAUGCUAAUCAAAGGAAAUAGUUUUGUAAACUAGCAGAGUCGUUCCUGAACUGAAUUAAAAUGAGUCAUAUUUUUUUAGAAAGGAAAAUUUUUCGAAAGUUGCUUAGAAACUGUUUCACAGUUUUUUUCUGUUACAAAUGUAUUUAAGGUUCAAAGUCCACAUCGUUUAGGAAAAAAAGCAAAUAACUAUUUCUUUCUAUUCUUGUCCAGCUGGAGUCCAUUUAAACUUAGUCGUUCUGAAGCAGAGGAAUUGUUGUCAAGAGCAGAACCUGGGGCCUUCGUAUUCUCUCAUGAUAUGACGUCAGAGUUAUUUUUAUCGAUAUGGUAAGAAGACACCGUGCUUCCCUCAUUUAAGAUAAGGACUUCUCAGUAUUUCUGGAAUAAAGACUCGAAAAAUUAUUUUGAUUUUUUUGUUUUAUUUUUUGGGGGGAAUUGAUUCACAGUCUUAUUGUCACCAUUAUUCUUAAUUUAAUAUUAUCACAAAACUAAGCUAUUGCCAAGAAAUAAGAGCAAAGUAAAAUAGGACAGUUAAGGUUCAAUACGAGAUAAUCGCAUGUUACAAACAGAGCUCUGAGAUCUUCAGGAUAUAAACAGAUGGUCGUGACUGCGAUUGCUCCCAAUGAUAGGUCCGCCAGAGUCCCCAAAGCAAACGUUUUGUCUCGUCACGCAACGUUCCUCCCCAAAAAGGGGACAAGCGUUGCGUGACGAGACAAAAACGGCUGCGUAGGAGACUGGCUCCGCCAAUGAGACGAUCGAUUUCAUAAAAUGUAAUUCCUUUUUAGUGUGGGAAAAUAUGUCUGUCAUCACGCUGUUUUAGCACGUGACCAGGGAUAUUACGUUGGCGCUAGAAAGUUCACGACCAUCAGUGACGUGGUGGACUAUUUCAAGGACCACCCUCUAGGAGAGAUAACGUUAAAACAGGAGGUAAGAUUGCAAAUACAUUUACGCAUGAUCCAACGCGCCUCAAAAAUCGGAAAUUAACAUAACAAUGGCGUUAAAAAUCGCUUGAAUGAAUUUAGAACAUUUACGAACAACAUUUAGCCUUACUUGUAUUAGAAUUCGCGCAGUACUAGAAUUCACGCAGCGCUGGGCCGGCGACAAUUUUAGUACUGCGCGAAUUAUAAUCCGCGCGAAAAGAUUUGUGGUGUAAAAGGAGACACUCAUUGUUAGUUAUGCAAAUCAGUUGAUUUAUUAACGCAUAUACACAUUUGACAUAUGUUUUAAGUUGAAUUUUGCUUACAUUACAUAAUUUACAUACUUUUGAAGGCAUUUUUUGAGGGCCACCUCAAAAUAUUGUGGUAAUAUUGUAGUAAUUUGUUGAUAAAAAAAACACUCAUAAUUAUAAAUGCGAUAAUUGUUAAUAGCUCUAUUAAACAAACCAAAAAGGACGAACACGGAAAAUUACUAGCGCGAAUUUAUAGCUGCGCGAAAAUGAGUACUACGCGAAUUUUAAUUCAAGUAAGGGUAGUAGAAAGUAUAAAGGAUUCGGACUGAGAGAGACUGUCCAAUCCCAUGAACCUCGCUCCAAUUUUGUCUACUUCCAGUCUCUACCGUUUAAGUGACAAAGCGAACGGAAGAUAUAGAUCCUGGAACGAGCGUUACAGUCUCUUGACCUACAAAUGAAUGUCAAAUCUUCAAAAGGCUAUUCCUUAUACCAAAAAAAUAGAUCGAUAAAGAUAGAUUUAUCGGUUUAAGAGUUAGUAAAAGCUCCAGUAUGAGUACAAUGAAUAGAGUAUUAAUUUCGCCUAAGACAGGACAAUGCUGGCACUUAUUGUCUCUCGAAAUAUCUCUUGUGGGUCGAAAGUAGCACUACCAAGCAAAUUUGGAGGGAAAAAAAGGGGAAAGAUGAUUAAAAUUUUAGAAAACGUUUGGAAAAUAUUGGAUUUGGGGUUUGUCGAUAAUUACAAUACGACAUGGAAAAUUAGUAAACAAAGACCAGAUGUAUAUGGUUUACCUGCCCUUGAGCCCAUAAGGGGAAAAACUGGUUUAUGUGUAAACCUUUUUUUCUACAUUAUUUCUUUCAUUUCCAAUUCAACGUUAUUUCCCAAAAUGCCAACCUCGUCGCGUUACCAAGUUUCUGUUCCAGUCGUUUUUCGGAGCCCCUUGUACCUCGUCCCCUCUCUCGCUCUGAGGAGCAAAGUAGAAGACAACCCUUGGGAACAAAUUUGGAUAAGAACUAGAACUCAAUCUGGCUGAUACAAUAAAAACACAAGCCACAGGUCACAGGUCACAAAUGCAGGUCAAUGCUCUAUUGUCAAAUAACUGAGAUAAGGAGUAUCCCCGUAAGCUAAAACUCCAUUUCGGAGUGUGACUAGGGCUAGGAUACACUUUUAGUGUUACUUAUUUGCCGUAGCACGGUGAUCUAUACUUUAGCAUGCAUGCACUUGUGAUCUGUGUGUGACCGGUGACCUGCUACCUGCGUUUGGUACCUGCCAGAAUUCAAUCUGGUACUUUAAUCUAGAGUAAUUGAGGUUCCGGUCCGUGUGAAGAGAGCCAUUGCGGGGGCAUUUUGCGGUGCCUACAAUAGCUUACCGCCAGAGGGAGCAGGGGAUGGCGCAGUGGUGAGAGCACUCGCCUCCCACCAAUGUGGCCCGGGUUCGAAUCCCGGCGUCGACGCCAUAUGUGGGUUGAGUUUGUUGUUGGUUCUCUCCUUUGCUCCAAGAGGUUUUCUCCGGUUUUUCCCCUUUCCUCAAAAACCAACACUUCUAAUUUCUAAUUCGAUCUGGAACGCACGGACACGUUCAACGAGUUCUUAAGAACUCCUAAGUGCUCCUUGGGCAAACAAAUGAUAAUUUAAAAAACAAAUACAAUUUGGCAUAGAAGUUGCUUGAAACUAAUACAAAAACUUGCUCGUUACUCUUUCCUUUGCAGUUUAGAACACUUCCAAAAUGUACGUCCCACGUGCAAAUAAAACAUCACCCCGACAUAACUAUCCCCUCUCCUCCGGCCAUCACAGAAACUGAACAACUCGAGCCACUGGAGAAGAAUCAAUCUUCCUCUGCUGUUCAGUCGUCAUGUGCCUUUCAAACACAAUCGCCCAAAAUAACGUUUACGUCACAAUUUGUGUCAGCGGACCAAAGGAGUCUUUCUGGCCAAUAUGCUCUCGAACCAGUCCCCGGAGAUACGGAUGAAAAUGAGUUGUUAUUGGUUAAGCGACGAAAGGACACUCCUAUAACCACGAGGAAAAAGUUGACUAGAGCCAUGGCUGUAGAUAAAGCAGAGUCAUCGGGAGGUAAAUAA